Schizosaccharomyces japonicus yFS275 is the source of this 3494-nucleotide messenger RNA. RefSeq lists its product as hypothetical. The record is from RefSeq and is a predicted model, not a curated record. NCBI's taxonomy places the organism in Eukaryota, Fungi, Ascomycota, Schizosaccharomycetes, Schizosaccharomycetales, Schizosaccharomycetaceae. Bases 292 to 2085 code for a protein of 597 amino acids. Gene Ontology annotation, cellular component: cytoplasm. The transcript has a single exon.
GGCCAUUUCACCUUAAAAACACGUUCCAACAGCAAAUCUUCCCAUUUAACUGAGGAACGGUCUAAAACGUAGUUUACGAUUGUCUACGGAUACAUUUGACGCUUUUUCUUGAGCUGAUUUUGUCUGUUUGCUGUGAAUUUUGACACAACACGCACUAAUCUUGCAUUCAACUUUGUCCGGUAUAUUGGUGGGUUUCAGUACAACGAGGGGGAUAAUUUUGGUUACAACAGGUUAACAAUCACUACUGUUAUAUAUAUAUAUUAAGCUUUCUUGAUUUUCAUUUCAUAACGAAUGUAUACUGCGGAACAAUUGGCAACGUUUUCGGUGUUCCAUACACCAAUUGAUGUUUUGGACAACUUAGAAGAGGAGGAUACCAACCAGAAAGAGGUUACAGUUCCUGUCGACCAAAAGACUGAAGCAGAUCCUACUGAUGUUCGUGUCACGGAUCCAAAAAGCAUUCUCAACACCCGUUGUACCGUGUGCAAUUAUGACAAAAUAAUCAGUGCUAUUGAGCGGAGAGUCCAUGUAAAAACAGAUUGGCAUCGUCUGAAUUUGAAACGACAUGUUCAAGGACUGCAACCACUUUCACUCGCAGAGUUUGAAAAAACGAUUGGUGACCUUGCUGAAUCUAUCUCUGGCUCUGAAGACGAGGAUGACAGUGAUACAGAGUCCACACAUGGCCUGAACGAACUUCAUAAUAACUUUAACAAGUCGCUAUCUUUGGAUGUUGACGAAAGCAAUAAGCCGGCAAAAAAAUCGCCCAUCGUUUGGUUUCAAUUAAAAAAACAAGAGACUCCUUCAAAUCUCUCACUCCACGUCGGUAUUUACCGAUGCCUAUUUACUGACUUUAUGAAGCCAUCCUUAAAAGAGCUGCGGAGUUUCCAAGACAAGCCUUUACAGAUGGCCUUCUUCAUGCUGAGCGGUGGUCAUUUUGCAGCGAUGAUUGCUUCAACAGAAACCUCUCCUGCGAAGUCUGGACCGCGGGUCUUAGCUCAAAAGACCAUUCACAGAUAUACGACUCGUCGGAAACAAGGUGGCUCCCAAUCUACAGCCGAUAAUUCGAAGGGCAAUAUUCACUCUGCCGGUUCUAGCUUGCGUCGUUACAAUGAGCAGGCCCUUGCCAAGGAUGUUCGACAAGUGUUGCAACAAUGGAAAACACUGCUGCAGGAUAGCGAGUUGAUCUUUGUGCGCGCGACUGGUAAGACGAAUAGAGACAUGCUGUUUGGUGAAUCCUUGUUGCAGACUGACGAUACACGACUUCGGACGUUUCCCUUUACCACAAAACGACCAACUCACUCCGAGCUUGUUCGUUGUUACACAGAGUUGAUCACGCUAAAGACGAGCACGAUUGACAAAAAUGCACUUGCCGCCCUUGAGCAACAGCAUGAGCAACAAAAAAUAGAGCAAAACAAAGCAUUGGCCGAAAAAGCCGAAAGGGAAAAACGAGAAAAAGAACAGGCAAAAUUGACUACUCAUGUUAUUGGUCUAAUUAAGCAAUUAAAGGUUUCCGAAGCUAUUGAUUAUUUGAAACAGCAUGGUCGGAAUGUUAAUAUGACGUUUGCCCCGCUCUCAUCCUACAUGCAUGCUAGUACCUUGUUACAUUAUGUUGCUGCGAACGACUUGAAACGGUGUGUUCUUCCUCUGUUGAAGCAGGGAGCUAACCCCACUAUCAAAAACGGCAAUGGCAAAGUACCAUAUGAAAUUAGCAGCAGAGAAAUCCGUGAAGAGUUCAGUAUCGCACGACAUGAACUUGGUGAAAGCGCGUUUCAUUGGGCAAAGGCGAAGGUUGGUCCGGCGAAAACGCGAGAGCAAUUCCAGCGCCAGCGGGAAAAGGAACGUCUUCGUCAACGUGAUCAACGGCUUGAGCAAGAGCGCAAGGAAAAGCUUCGACGGGAACAGGCACUUAAGGAUAUGGAAAAGAAUGAGAAGAAGUCUUACGAACAAUCAUUUGGUCGGGGACGAUCACUGGGACUUGCGCAAACGAUCCAAGCACAGAAUCUUCAGUCCUUAACGCCCGAAAUGCGAAUGCGUAUCGAACGCGAAAAACGGGCCCAAGCAGCAUUGCGAAGAUUAGGUCAAAAGUAAGGUCAAUUGUAACUGAAUUCCGUCAACCAUCAUUGUCAGCACCACUACUUUUCAUCACAUAACCUCAGGAUAGUCGACAUGCACCUUCAGUUAUGCACCAAAAAAUGACGAUUCCUUAUUAAAACAAAACUACCCAAAGUAAAAGCAAUAUUUGACGAUUUAUUUCUUAGCAGGCUUCUUCACCCUCUUUCUUUGUUUCUUCGCGCCAGGGGCUACUGCUGCUGUUUUCUCUGGCUUCUCAACCUUUUCCUCGGCGAGAACAAUUCCAAGCUCUUCCAGCUUACGUUUUUUAAGCUCAAGUCUUUUAGCCCUUUUAGCGAUAAGACGGUUAAUUUGUUUCUCGCUCUUAGGCUUUUCACACCGAAACUUUGCGAUAGAAGCCCAGGGAAUGAACUUGAAGGGAGCAGCUUCAUCAGAAAUCAUAUCGGCGUUAGAAGUAAUGACUCUGCACUGCAACAGUUUACCGUCCAACAAGUAGUUGUGCGUAGUUUCAGCCGCAAUACGAGCAACCUCUGCAUUUUCAAAUUUAAUGAACGCGUAAUGUCUGGAGUGACCAGUCUAGUUUUGUUAGUAUAAACGAACUCAAGGGUCAAGUACAGCGAGGGCGGACACAUCUCACCGAUAAUAAUCUCUGACUUACUUUUUUGUUGACCGCCAGACGGACGCGAAGAACUCUGCCAAAUUGACUGAAGUAUCCUCUAAUUUGUUUCUCUCCGAGACUGUCAGGAAUACGUCCCAAGUACACAUAACACAUAUCGUGAUGCUUGUUAUGCGAGCUAAUAUCGCGCUUAGACGGCUUCUCACUGGCGUCCUCCUUUUCUUGACCGAUAGACAAUAUGGGUUUCUUUGCCACAGAGCCAGUCUUUCCUUCAGUUUCGUCUUCCUCGGCGGAAUCAAAACCCUUUAAAAACUCUUCUUCAUUUAAAGAAGCACCCUUUUCCCCAGAGUCCGAGACGACGUCGUUGUUCUUCUUCUUUUCAGCAUUUGCUUUUACUUUGAGAGCAGCUCCGGAGCUUAAAAGAGAGCCAGACUUUCUGGUUUUACCUGAUGAAAAAUUAGCAACAAUGAACCGUCUUGUAUUUUCGUUACGAACCAGUGGAAGCCUUGGUCACAGUUUUCUUGGUGCCCGACAUUGUUUGGUGCUGGCUGUGGGCCUGGCCAGCUUGAAAUCAUUUUUCUAACUAUUUGGACGUUAGAGACCGUUAUACUACGCUAUACACAAAUACUGUAUUCUAUGAUACUGCAUUAUUUUGCUAUAGAACGCGCAAACAUUUUUUAUUUGUAUUUAACGAGCACUAAGGAUACUUAACGAUUACUUCUUCCCCUCGAUCAUAAUAAUAUGAUAACCAAAAUUGGUUUUCACCAUAGUGGUAAUUGGUUUGUCGACCUUACUGCAGGAGUUAGUCUGG